This is a messenger RNA of Cladocopium goreaui, 1029 nucleotides long. Lineage: Eukaryota; Dinophyceae; Suessiales; Symbiodiniaceae. The record is from the annotation of a GenBank genome assembly.
AUGUUGUGCCGGGUGGUGACUUUCACUUGGCUACGCGUGGAGUUGAUCAUGAACCACCUCCUAACUUCAUCGAUGUUGAUCUUGCACGAGAUCUUCCGCAAUUUCUACAUCAACUUCAGCGAUCAUUCAGAGAACGUGGACUUCGACUGGGUCCUGAUGAAGCAUUGCGUUUGCGAACAUGGUAUCUCCAUCACUGUGCUCAUGACAGAUGCUAUGCACCACGCUUUGUUGAGCUGGAAGGCAACCCUGCACGCUGGAGCAAUGACAUCACUCAGGCAGAAUUCUGGCUCCACAACGCUCAUUGUCGAGUCACUCAUGGGUGGCAAGAAAUCCCACUUCUCCCAGAACGAUUUACAUCCAACAGCUGACGGACAGUCCUUUGUUUUGGCUUUUACACCAAACAUUUUAGCUGAAGGGAGAGGUGGUCAAGCUCAUGAAGGGGAAGUCACUGAUGACGCCAGCCUCAUGGCUACCUUCCAUCAACUGCCACAUGAUGACCCCACUUCCAUUGCGGAGAGGCCGGAAGCAGCCCAAGAUGACAAUGAGAUGCAGGAUGAAGAUGAAUCGCCGUCCCCAGGAGAGGACGAUUAUGAGUCAGACUACGCGAUGACUCAGGCAGAUGAGCAUCUACCUUGGCAGUCGGUCGCGAUCUUUGACACUGAAGCCCACUCUGCGAGAGGCCGAGUGCCUUUCACACCGUAUGAGGCCUUUUUCAGACGAGUCCGUGCGAUCAUUGGGCUGCGACACCAUGAUGUGUCACGGAUUGUGCAGAUCACACCCACGCCUGACGAUCUCCUGGCGUUGGUUGUUACUCCACUGCUGAUACUGCGCCAUGACGACUUUGAGGAAGGCGACUUCCGCAGAGCUGCACUCGUUGAUGUUGAGCACCAUGGAAGUCAGUGGACCACACCAGUUGCGACAGAUCGCUUUGUGAUCAAGCUGCCUGACAUGAUCCACCGUGCCAACUUCUUAGCUUGGAUACGAGUUGAUCGAUUCUGCUCGCGCUCCAGAGACCGUUGUCUGGUAUGA